CGGAAAUUUUAAUCCGAUUCGGAACAUUUUUCGGGGUGGCCGGUGAUCACAGCCAAGGAGAAAAAGGGAACGACGACACGAAACAGCUGUUGCCUUUCUGAAUAGAAGAAUGCUGCGUAUUGUCAGUUCCGCAAUUCGAGCUGGCGUGGAACGCGUUAUAGCUCCAAGUAUUAUAAAUCUUACGAAUGUCUCGCCAUCAACCUCAAUUGUUAAUUCAAUUUGCGUUCGAGCUUUAAGUUUAAAUACCUCACACGCUCUUGAUGAUGGAAAUAUUUGCAAAAAUAGAACGUUGUUAAGUGCACCAUUGACACGAAAUAUUUUACCAGUUAUUCAGCAACCAAUUUUAAUUCAAAAUAGAGGUGUCAUUAGAUAUUCUUUGAAAAAAGGAAAAAGAAAAACUGUCAGCGCUGUUGUAGAUCGAUUUUAUAGACUUCGUUGGGGUAUUUGGAUUCGAACAAAAUGUGGAAGAACAAGUAAUUUAUGGCGUAAGUCAUUAAAUCGUAAGAAGCGACUUUAUCGUCAUGUAUUUUGUAAUGCAACACAAUCUUGGUUAUUGGAUAAAAUGGUAACAAAAUUUUGGACACGUCCAAAAUAUUACGUGGAUGAUCCAUAUGAACCUUAUCAUCAACGAGAAAAUUUUCCUCAUACGAGAAGGAAGCCAGCACCUUAAGUAUAUAUGAUAUAAUUAAUAUUAAUAAAAUUUACAAAUAAUUUUGGAAAUUGUGUAAAAUUUUUUAGAACAGGAAAACGAAAGUCGUGGUAGCUUUUUUUUUAUUUACAAUAAAUAAUAAUAUUCAUUGUUAA
Leptopilina boulardi is the source of this 804-nucleotide messenger RNA. It is a transcript of the gene mRpL35, whose product is annotated as 39S ribosomal protein L35, mitochondrial. Gene Ontology annotation, molecular function: structural constituent of ribosome. Lineage: Eukaryota; Metazoa; Arthropoda; Insecta; Hymenoptera; Figitidae. Gene Ontology annotation, cellular component: ribosome; mitochondrion. Gene Ontology annotation, biological process: translation. The coding region runs from base 110 to 670 and encodes 186 amino acids. The record is from RefSeq and is a predicted model, not a curated record. The transcript is spliced from 4 exons.